AGGACGCGUCAAAAAGGGGGUCUGCUGGGUUGGCGAGGGAGGGGGGAGCGAGUGUUUCCUAACACAUCUGUAAACGGAGCCCACGCUCAUUAAUUAAAUGGCUUUGGUCGGGCUAGGCCUCAAUUUGCGCUGUUGAGCAGCAGGCGGCGGGCGGUGCAACACUAGAUGCCCGAUUGGCAGCCCACAAUCAGAGGGGAGGAGUCUGGAGAGACAGUGAGUUGUGAAAGCAAUGGAGUGGCAGAGUGGCUGUGCCCCCUGUGCCAAAAAAGGCAAACAGACAGAUCCUCCCUGUCUCUACAUCUCACUGAGCAACACAGCGUACUUCCAUCUUGUGUCGACAAACUGCUGGACAUUGCUGUUCUAAAACAGGCUGGCAGUGGAGGAGAAGAGGACAAAAGUGCUCUAAAGUCGUCAGGUGCCGAAUCCACACAACUGAAGCACACUGAAGACGUCUGUUCAGAUCCCUGCCAAUCUAGCGAGAGUUCAGACGCUACCCAGACGCUGGGAGACAAAGACAUGGAGGAAGAGAGAAUAAUGGAACAGGCGGGAGGUGAAGCUGAGCCGGAGCCAGAAGAGGAGGGAAAUCGAGUCACAGGAGCCAAACGGCAAAAUGCAACUGAAAACACAGCAAUCCCAGACAGUCGUGAAAAGACGGUUGGUAAAAAUGGUGCGCCAGCUGAAAAUAACACCCAGUCAUUCAAAUGCAAUGCCUGCCUGGAAACUUUUUCUGGCAGAACUGCCUUGAAAGUUCAUUACAACUCAGCGUCCCACAUUCAGAGGAUGACAACAGGCUCUGCAAAAAAAAGUGGGGACAUUAAUCCCCCGACUCCCCCAGUCCCUGUCCUGUCUCGGCCAUACAUAUCAAACAAACCCUACCAGUGUGCUGUAUGUCGAGUCUCUUACAAUCAUGCCAUCACCCUCGAGAGCCAUAUGAAAUCUGUCUUGCACCAGACCCGCAGCAGAAAUGCGGGAAUUGUUGCACUUGCUACAAACAGCGCAGCUGCCUCUGCUAGUUUGGGAGGUACCACCACCACCAGUGCUCUAAACACUGUAGUGACCACAUCUGGAAGUGGAACCAGUCAGUUAGUUAGCACCACCAACUGUGCUGCUCCCGGGACGUUAAUGGUGACUACCACAAAAGACGGCGAGCAGAUUCAAGCUUCCCAAGUGGCUCCCUCCCUCCUCACCUCCCCUGUGGCCUCGGCUCAGGCGGUCUCGGCCUUUCUCACCCUCCUCACAUCUAGUCCCAACACCCUCUCACACUCCCUCCUCCCCUCCCUGUUUGCGGCCGGUGCUGCUCCUGGUGCCACCGUACCUCAGCUCGUGCCUCAUCCUCAAAUGGUCAUGCCCUUGAUCUUGAAUGGGCUCCAAGCCCAAACCCAGCAGCACAUAGAGAACCAGCAAGGCCAGCUCCUGACCCAGUGUGUGCCAUUCGUAGGUCUCAGCACAGCCCAGCAAGCCCUCCUAACCCAAAGACUUAACAGCUUACAGAACCAGUGGCCCUCUGCAGGAGUUCCAACAAACAUGCAGCCCUGCCUGGACAAGCAGACUGUAAAGUGUGAGAGAGAACAAGAAAGACAGGACAGUGACGAGACACGAGAGAAGGUUUCAGAUCCCAUCAAGGGCGGGAAUAACUGGACUACAGAGAACAUUGAAUCAGAGAAACUGAUGGAAGAGGACGUUAAAGAAUCUGCACAGUGUCCUAAUGUAGAAGGAAAAGUGAAGGUUGAGAAUAACGAAGACAAUGGGAAGGCGCAUAGAGAUAGCACAACAGAUGGAGACAGCUCGACUAAUCAGUUGGACCUGGAAGGUGAUAAAGCAGCUAGCCUCAAUCUCUCCCCAGUGGGCACAGAGAAGAGCCUCCGUAAUAAAAAUGUCUCGCCUUCUGCAUCUGUGCCCAGCAACUCGAGCCUCAGUCCUUUAAAUUUAAACCUUACACUUAGCCCUGAUUCUACUCCUCAAAAAUCACAUUCGGGCACCAGCCCCUGUGGCUCUCUUGGCACCCCAAAAUCUAGCCCGAGUACAAAUGCCUUAACUAACAACCAAACUCGACCCCAUUGUAAUGCAAUGGGAUCCAUUUAUCCAGACCUUCCAGUGCUGUCAGAGUUCCAGUCGGAAGUUCUCUGGGCAUUCUUUGAGUCGCGAAGUGAGGCAGACGCUGCAAGUCCUCCCCGUGAGGACUGCGAGGCGCUGGGCAGAGAGGUGGGACUUUCUGAGGAAGGGGUACGCAAGUGGUUGAGCCAAGCCCGACAUGCAAAACGGAGGCAGAGGGCAACAGAGUUGAAACAUCUGCAACGCUUGGCAGGAUUCACAAGGCACGCCCAGAGUUCUGACUAUGACGACGAGGAGAACUCCCUGAUUAUAGCAGAAGGUGAGGAUGAUGUUGAAGCGUCGGGCAGUCAGGCAAUGGAUCUGUCCAGUACAAGAGGGAAACGCAGAAAGAGAGAUUUGGGAAGGGAGGGUCAGGGAGAUUCCUGUCUCACUUCUGACUCCGAAAAUGAGGUAUACACCUCUGUCAUUGUGUCUGAUGAGGAAAGCCAGAAUGGGUCUUUGAGGGAGGGCCCUGAGAGCCCUGCUAAAGAUGAAGCACAUUGGGAAGUCCAUGGUGAUAAGGGGCCAGUUGGAGGAAAGGUCUUGCGCUCCACAACUGUGUUUCUCUCUGAUGCAGAGGAUGAGUAUGAAGAUGAGGAGGGCGGAGGGGGUCAGAGAGCAAAGAGGAAAAAACGAAAGGGGGAGUUUGAGCGCGAUGAGGUGGAGGUAAAGAAGGAGAGAGAGGACCCCGAUGUGGAUCUAGAGUUGGAGGCCCAAGGGGAUCCUCCAAGUUCACAGUUUCACGCUGAGAUUCCAAUCAGUGCCCUCCACUCACUUCCACUGUCCCUUGCUCCUUUUUCUACUCAGUUCCUUAGCCCCUAUGUCCUCUCUCUCACUCCUUCAGUGGUUGAUGGGAGCAAAGUACCCAUUUUUCCUAACCCACCUACUAUCACACGCUUCUCCAGCUCUCUCCUCUCGCAGUCUCUCUCCUCCCACAGCCAAACUUCCCACUACCUGUCCAAUGGUGGCGACUGUGAGUCCGCUCUGGAUCUCAGCAUGGGGAGGAACAACAAAUCUGCUUCUUCCUCAUCAUCUCUGGCUGAUAAAAUUGCAGCGCAGAAGGGACAAUUGCUGGAUGGGCUUGGCUUGAGGCCCACAUCCAAAGGUCUGGUUGUCGUCCAGGUGAAGCCUGAACCCGUUACUUCCAUGCUGUCUUCCAACAGCAGCAUGAGUCUGUUGAACUGCAACAACAUGACAAAGUCUAGCAUUUACAUGAGGGCAGCAGAGAAAAUGAAUGCCACGCUAUUGGAAAAGGAGAGGGAGCAGGACCAGCAGCAGCAGCAGCAGCAGCAGCAGAGAAAGUCCAAAGGAAAAAGGUAUCGGGAUAUGCGACGUUCAAGGACCAUCAUUCAGGCUGAACAACUUGACAUUCUGUAUGGCUGCUAUUUCAAAGACCCAAAUCCUGGGAAACAUGAGUUUGAACAGAUUUCAGAGUGGGUCCACCUUCCAAAGAAGGUUGUUCAGAUUUGGUUCCAGAACAUGAGGGCGAGGGAACGAAAGGGUGAGGUCAGAUUCAUCAGCGAUGGGACCCUGGCAGCGGUUGGCAAACCUCUCAUCAAAUUUACCUGGCCUCUUUCCAAACCCAUUUUCUCAAACAAGCCUGCUCCAAAUAAUACCGGGUGCAUCACAACCACUCCAAUUGUGCGCACCCUCAUUAAGACAGAGAGAGAUCCUGUGAAGGAGCUGGGCAAACCUGCCAUGGUGAAAAAAAUAGCCCCAGUUCCUAUCAAGCCCAAAGAGGUUGUUUCCUCUACGACAGUGUCUCCUGUGAGCAGCAGCAGCAGCAGUGCUUCUGCAGUGCCAAAGACCAAGCUCGAAACCACCAGCAAUGUCACUAUGGUCAAAGUUGCACCUAAAGUCCUCACCCCUGUCCUUUUACCGCCACCCAAGGAUCCAAUCCCCAUUGCCCCACGACCGGCCCAGAAACGAAAGCUAGAAGAGGAGAGCGAGGAAGAAAAGACCGAUGACGAGAAAGACGACGAAGACGAGAUGGGUUCUGGACCGGGAACCACUAACCGCAUGGUGCCCAAGCUGCCCACAACUCCCAUCAACAACAGGCCUCAUGCCACAACAGUGGUGUCACAAAAACAGAACGGGCUCAACUACUGGACCCCCAAGGUCCCAAUUAAGAUCAACACUCUAUCGAGAGAACAACUGGCUCUUCCAACACAUGCAUCUCGUACCAUCCCCCCUCCUCCAACCCCCAGCAUCGCGCCAGUUAGCCCGAACACCCCCAGCUCUGCCAAAGUGGCCAGCCCCUCCACCCCGGUCCUAGCGAAAUCAAGCCCGACAGAAAGCAGCUUUCUGCCCCACUCAUCCAGCCGUAGGCCACGCACGCACUUGUCCUGCCUACAGCUGUCCAUUCUGCAGUCCUGUUACGAGACCUGUGCCCACCCUAACGCCAUGGAGUGUGAGGCGAUCGGCACCGAGCUCAACCUGCCGCUCAAGGUGGUGCAGAUUUGGUUCCAAAACACCAGAGCCAAGGAGAAGCGCUGGAGGCUGCAACAAGAGAAAAUGUCUCCUCUGUCAGGUGGAAAGGUGGACAUGAGCUCAGGAAGCUACCUGCAGUACAACGCUCUCAAAGCCAAUCGUCCCAUCCUGCCCAAACCUGUUCAGCUGACCGUCACCGACCCUCCAGCUUCCCCGACGGCCGGCCAACCGGUGCCAAAGGAGACCCUGACGGGCCGCUGUGAUGCCUGCAACGUCUCCUUUGAAUCCCGGGCUGCAGCGAGGGCCCACGUCUUCUCCCCGCGACACCUGGCGACCCUGAGAACCACUAACUUUGGCCAGCCGACAACACUCGUCAACAAGAACGGAACCGGUAACGGAGGAUCUCACUCCACUCCGGUAACCAGCUCUGGAGGGGAGGUGGUGAUUGAGUUGCCUCCACCGACGGCCACCAGCAACAGUUAAAGACUCGGAUCAGGAUUGGUCUGCACACUGACUAUUCUUGGACCCAUUUGGGCUCCUCAGAUUUUAAUAAACAAAUUUGAGCACUAAUCCUCAAAAGCUAAUAUUCUUUAGUUUUUGAAGUUGGCUCCCCCUGCACCCGCUAUCCUUUUGCUUAACGUUCACUGACUUGAAAUCCGUUGAUCUAUAGCGCUCACCUGAAAUCCAAUCCAACAGCAGACUAUUUCCUUGCUGCUUCACACUGACUCAGUUGCUGUCUGAUAAGUGAUGAACACAUCUCAAGUCUCCUUCAAUCCUUACACACUUUAUCCAAAACAUGUUUGAUCCUCAGCCAGUGGUUAUAUAUGUGUAUAUAUAUAUAUGU
Molecule: messenger RNA, 5365 nt
Organism: Anarrhichthys ocellatus (wolf-eel)
Lineage: Eukaryota; Metazoa; Chordata; Actinopteri; Perciformes; Anarhichadidae
Gene: zfhx2
Product: zinc finger homeobox 2
Exons: 5
Coding region: 166-5004 (1612 amino acids)
Biological process (GO): regulation of transcription by RNA polymerase II; regulation of neuron differentiation
Cellular component (GO): nucleus
Molecular function (GO): DNA-binding transcription factor activity, RNA polymerase II-specific; zinc ion binding; RNA polymerase II cis-regulatory region sequence-specific DNA binding
Source: RefSeq, a predicted model, not a curated record